Molecule: messenger RNA, 2862 nt
Organism: Xenopus laevis (African clawed frog)
Lineage: Eukaryota; Metazoa; Chordata; Amphibia; Anura; Pipidae
Gene: kcnj13.S
Product: potassium inwardly rectifying channel subfamily J member 13 S homeolog
Exons: 4
Coding region: 900-2024 (374 amino acids)
Biological process (GO): regulation of monoatomic ion transmembrane transport; potassium ion import across plasma membrane; potassium ion transport
Cellular component (GO): membrane; plasma membrane
Molecular function (GO): potassium channel activity; inward rectifier potassium channel activity
Source: RefSeq, a predicted model, not a curated record
GCUUCUAUACUAAGAAUUCCACAUCCCACCUGUUGCUUUAUGAUCAGCAUUGUUCGCUGGACAAGCAUUUAAUUGCAAUGACAUUCUAAGAGGUCCUAGAGAUUUAAUGUACGUGCUAAUCCCUUAAUAAUAUUAAUGUACUUCUUCAAACUCAAAUCAGUUAACUUUGGUGAUUUUCUCCUUUUAUCGGAACUUAUCCUUGCAAAUCAGUGUUCUGCUAACCCUUUUUCCAGCUCACUAGUAAUGAGAUUGUUAAUGGAAAAUGAAGUACACCUACUGGGCACAGCUGAUAACUAAAGGGAAGGGCGACCCUGUAGGUUGCAACCAUUACUGGGCUAUGCCUAUUACAGGCACGACCAAUCCAAUGGAGUGCUGAAGAAGCCCUGCCCCCAGACUUAUAAACACAAGAAUGUGGGUUAUGACUUCAGAUCCCAGCAAGAGCUCCCCCCACAGACAGAGAAAGAAGUGUACCACAAAGUAGAAGACCUGGACCAAAUCGAGGUUAAGAAACAAGGACCAGAUAAGAUGAAAAAAUCUGAAAACAGAGUUUAGUGCCAAACUACGCAACUGUGGAAAAGGAAAAUGUGUAUACAAGGCAACACUGAAAACCAAGGGCAAUGAAUGCGACUUGAAAAAAAUAAAAAAUAGGAUCAGACAUUGCUUGGGAGCAUCUAAGUGAUACAUCGAGGAAGACUGCUGUCGAUCAAAUAAUUUAAAACAGAAACCUCUUUCAAGACUCCAAUUCCAACCCCACCAAAGUAUAAAGAGUCAUCUGGUCUCUUAACAGUACCAUAAGCAUCACCCAAAGAGUUACUGUUUCCUUAACCCCUGGAUGCUUGCUUGAAGAUCAAGCUAAGACAAGAUACGGGUGGGCACGUCAAGGGUCUUACUAGUAGAAAAUGGUACUGCAGAUCAGGACAGAUCGGGAUGAAGAUACAAACAGCAGGUCACCAAAAUGCACCCUACUUACACCGUGCUCUCAUCGACUGGUGACAAAGGAUGGACACAGCCUGGUUAAAGCUGCAAGCAUGCCUGGGCAGGGUCUGACAUAUCUCCGUGAUAUUUGGGGGUUGCUACUGGACAUGCGCUGGCGCUGGAUGAUGCUGGCCUUUUCUGCAUCUUUCCUGGCACACUGGCUCCUGUUUGCAGUUUUCUGGUAUCUGCUGGCUGAGAUGAAUGGGGAUCUGGCAGUGGAUCAUGAUGCACCUCCAGAGAACCACACCAUUUGUGUCAAGUACAUAACAAGCUUCACCGCUGCCUUUUCAUUCUCACUGGAGACACAGCUCACCAUUGGAUAUGGCACUAUGUUUCCCAGUGGUGACUGCCCAAGUGCCAUUGCUCUAUUAGCAAUACAGAUGCUUCUUGGGCUCAUGUUGGAGGCCUUCAUUACAGGUGUUUUUGUGGCAAAGAUUUCAAGGCCAAAAAACCGGUCCCCUUCAAUUAGAUUCUCAAGGCUGGCUGUGGUGGGCAGCCCUGAAGGAAAACCUUGUCUAAUGUUUCAAGUUGCCAACACACGCUCAAGUCCUUUAACAAUGGUGAAGGUCAGUGGGAUCCUAUACCAGGAGAGAGGCGAUGGGCAAAUUCAACAGACCAAUGUGGAUUUUUCACUGGACAGUCAAGCUAGUGGAUCGGAGUGCCCAUUCUUCUCGUUUCCCCUUACUUACAGCCACAGCUUAUGUUCUGGAAGUCCACUGGCAGUCAUACUACAGAGAGAAUUAUUAUCCUCUGCAGGUCACUUGGAACUUGUGGUCUGUCUGUCAGCUACUCAGGAAAGCUCAGGAGAAAUCUGUCAGUGCCGUACUUCCUACAUACCUAGCGAAAUUCUCCAAGGUCACCGGUUUGCCCCAUGCCUAACACGCCAGCUUGAAGGAGGAUACCGUAUAUGCAUGGAAUCCUUUGGUCGACCCCUAGCAGAGCUUCCACAGCCUUCACACAGACAACCGUACAGAACUGAUCUGGAGGUUUGUGCCAAUGGGCAGAGAGGGAGUACCUUCCAAAUCUGUGAGACUGGUCUUGGGGAGUAACUGCUUGCAACCACAUCAUGGUCCUUACCCUUCCAGCCAUCCUUAACCUAACAGCCAUGCUGAGCCUUUAUCAAAGGAACAGGCGUGGUGUUCAUAAGGUUCCUAAGAUUGUUCUGUGAUAGCUUAACUACUGUACACUAUGGACGGAUUCCCCUUUGACACAGAAGGGGCCUGAAGGGCUUUGCCCAACACAGAACUAUAAUGACUCAGUGGUGAGCAAGCACUUCAGAGAAGUGAAAGUACGUGUAUGAGGCAAAGCUGUGUGCUAUUUCAUGAACACUCAUAUUUUUAUGUAAAUACAUAAAAAUGUGCUCUAAAAGUGCAAAUGAUACAAUGUACGCUACAGGAAAACUAAGCCUUAUAACUACUAAAGUUUGAUCAAAUUUUCCUUCAGCUAUUUCUCUGAGUGCAUUUGUAUUGCAAACAAAUAUUAAGGUACAUAAUGUGUAAAAUGGUUAACACUUGCUUAGUCCAUAAAAGUGUAAAACUAUAUAUUUACAUUAAUAUAAAUGCACACAUACAUCAUUACUGGCACUUGUUUGACGAACAUAAAGGAAUGCAGUUAUCACAGAGACAUAUGCAUAAUUGACACACAUAAGCCAAUGGCAAGGCUGAAUAACAAAACAUGUGGUCAGUUAAUGAACCCGACUUAACUCUUAGCAGAAUCCCUGUACUAACAUUUGGCAACCCUAGCUAACAGAAUGCUCAGGCAAAGUCCAAAGAGAGAGAAGCUGUCCAGAUCAGGAGAGAGCAAAGGGACUGCACAGAGACUGACAGCGCAAUAUCCCCACUAUCUGCUUAUGACAAUUAUCCUGAAUAAAACAUGGGCUUCUAGUAA